Molecule: messenger RNA, 3017 nt
Organism: Castor canadensis (American beaver)
Lineage: Eukaryota; Metazoa; Chordata; Mammalia; Rodentia; Castoridae
Source: RefSeq, a predicted model, not a curated record
CUCGGACGGCCGCCGCUAGCUGCGAGUGGGAGAGCGUGAGGGCUAGCUCAGGACGGCCGGGCUCGGAGUCCGGCGGCAGCAGACGAGUAUCGUGGCGGCGAAAAAAAUGCUUCUGUACCGAGGGGCCCCUGCGGGCCCAGGCGCGCCAGGCGUCGGGCUGGCCCGGCCAGGCAGCGUCCCGCAGGCCUUCGGAAUCCGCUUGAGCACGAUGAGCCCCCGCUUCCUACAGAGCAACUCCAGCAGCCACACGCGACCCUUCAGUGCCAUCGCGGAGCUGCUAGAUAAUGCUGUAGAUCCAGAUGUGUCUGCCAGGACGGUCUUUAUAGAUGUUGAGGAGGUCAAGAAUAAAUCUUGUUUGACCUUUACUGAUGAUGGAUGUGGAAUGACACCUCACAAACUCCACCGAAUGCUCAGCUUUGGCUUUACAGACAAAGUGAUAAAGAAGAGCCAAUGUCCCAUCGGUGUCUUUGGUAAUGGUUUUAAGUCAGGCUCUAUGCGGCUAGGAAAGGACGCUCUUGUCUUCACCAAGAAUGGGGGUACUCUCACCGUUGGACUCCUAUCACAGACCUAUCUGGAAUGCGUCCAGGCCCAGGCAAUUGUUGUACCAAUCGUUCCAUUUAGCCAGCAAAACAAAAAAAUGAUUAUUACUGAGGAUUCCUUGCCAAGUCUAGAGGCCAUCUUGAACUACUCAAUUUUCAACAGUGAAAAUGACCUGCUAUCCCAGUUCGAUGCUAUCCCAGGCAAAAAAGGCACUCGUGUUCUCAUUUGGAAUGUCCGCAGAAACAAAGAUGGAAAGUCUGAGUUGGACUUUGAUACAGAUCAGUAUGACAUCCUGGUAUCAGACUUUGACGAAGAAGAAAAAGAGACUGGUGGGGUUACUACUGAGCUUCCAGAAACAGAGUAUUCUUUACGGGCAUUUUGUAGUAUUCUAUAUAUGAAACCACGGAUGAAAAUUUUCCUGCGUCAAAAGAAAGUGACUACCCAGAUGAUUGCCAAGAGCCUGGCCAAUGUAGGAUAUGAUAUGUAUAAACCUACCUUCACAAAUAAGCAGGUGAGAAUCACUUUUGGAUUCUCUUGUAAAAAUAGUAACCAGUUUGGAGUGAUGAUGUACCAUAACAACCGGCUAAUAAAGUCCUUUGAGAAGGUGGGAUGCCAGAUAAAGCCAACUUGUGGAGAAGGUGUGGGAGUAAUUGGAGUCAUUGAGUGCAAUUUCCUAAAACCUGCCUACAACAAACAAGACUUUGAGUACACCAAGGAGUACCGGUUGACAAUAAAUGCCCUUGCCCAGAAGCUUAAUGCUUAUUUGAAGGAAAAGACAUCUGAAGAGAAUUUUGAGACCUUUCCUACAGCCAGGAAGAUUCCUGACCAGACAUGGGUACAGUGUGAUGAGUGUCUUAAAUGGAGGAAGCUUCCUGGCAAGGUCGAUCCAUCUACAUUGCCUGCAAGAUGGUUUUGUUACUAUAAUCCUCAUCCAAAAUAUAGGAGAUGCUCUGUUCCAGAAGAACAAGAACCCAUGGAUGAAGACCUAUACCUAAGCAAAGCUAAGCAACAAGCUCAAACUGUUGAGAAGAAGAUGAUGACUGUGGAAAAUGAGAACUACCAGGUAUUCAGUAAUCCACCAAAGAUUCCUACUGUUCAAGAUAUGGCUGGACUUAAUGACAAGACAGUUGGAUAUGAGAGAAUUGAUAGCCCUAUCCUGCUUCCAUCUGUUGGAGGCAAAAGCAGAUCACCUUCUCUUCAACUUAAGCCUUUGGAUUCGAGUGUUUUUCAGUUUUCCAGUAAGUACAAAUGGAUUGUAGGGGAGGAACCUAUGGAGAAACGAAGAAGGCUACGGAAUGAGAUAACAACAUCUCCUCUAGAUUAUUCUAUGCCUGGCUCUUACAGGAAGGCAGAGGCAGCUGUUGCCUACUCAGAAGGGGAGAACAGCCAUGAUAAAUCUAGUUCUGAGAGAAGUACACCACCAUACCUUUUCCCAGAAUAUCCAGAAGCAAGCAAGAAUACAGGGCCAAACAGGGAAGUUUCAGUUGUAUAUCCAGGGCCCCAAGACCAGCGCCAGGGGUCCCUGCUUCCUGAAGAAUUAGAAGAUCAGAUGCCAAGACUGGUAGCAGAAGAAUCUAACAGAGGUAGCAUGAACAUAAACAAAGAGGAAUUGAACAAGGGACCUUUUGUAGCUGUUGUUGGUGUUGCAAAAGGAGUUAGAGAUUCAGGAGCUCCCAUUCAGCUAAUCCCUUUUAAUAGAGAAGAGUUUGCUGAAAGAAGAAAAGCAGCUGAAUCAUGGAACCCAGUGCCCUAUUCUUCUGUGGCGUCUGCUGCAAUCUCUACUGCAGCCACCAGGGAGAAAAAAAGAGGCCACGCAGAGAGUGGAGGUCGUAAUAUGCCAAAGAUUAAGAACCAGAGAGAGCUGGAAGAAUUGAAGAGAACCACAGAAAAAUUGGAACGUGUUUUGGCUGAAAGGAAUUUGUUCCAGCAAAAGGUGGAGGAACUGGAACAGGAGAGGAAUCGCUGGCAUUCUGAAUUCAAGAAAGUUCAACGUGAAUUGAUGACCUACAGUACCCAGGAGACAGAAGGCUUGUACUGGAGCAAGAAACACAUGGGUUAUCGCCAAGCCGAAUUCCAGAUUCUGAAAGCUGAGCUAGAAAGAACCAAAGAGGAAAAGCAAGAAUUAAAAGAGAAACUGAAGGAGACACAGACACAUUUGGAAGUACUGCAGAAGGCUCAGGUCUCCUACCGGAUCUCAGAGGGAGAUGACCUAGAAAGGGCUUUGGCAAAGCUUACGCGGCUGCGUAUCCACGUCAGCUAUCUCCUUACUUCUGUCCUCCCUCACUUGGAGCUUCGUGAGAUCGGGUAUGACUCAGAACAAGUGGAUGGUAUCCUGUACACGGUGUUGGAGGCAAAUCACAUACUGGAUUGAGCACCACACUAUAUUAUAUACUGUCCUCUUUCUCUUUUAUGUCUGUGAACUGUAUAUACUCUUUUCUACCCUUCUCUCCCCUUCUCUUCCCUUCCCUUCCCUUCUC